GAAUUUCUCUCUCUCUCUCUCUCUCUCUCUCUCCGCGUCUCACAGUUUUCUCUUAAUUUUUCCCCCAACAACACCGCCCUUUUUCAAGACACAGAGCCCUCUUUUUGUCUCUCUUCUUCUCUGUCUAUUUUGGUGUGUUACGGUUAGGGUUUCCCAAGGCGUGUCCAUUUUGAAGACCGAGAUGUUGCUCUAAACCCCCAACUCUAUCUAUAUACCUUCUCCGUCUUAGCUCUCAGAGGACUUUCUCGGUCUCAAGCAUGCCUUGAAUCAACUCUGUAAGUGGUGGCAGUCCCUGGGAUGGAAAUGUAUAAUGUUUUUGAUGGAAAUAUGGAAACAUAUCUGAUUCAAGGCACCGAGCCAAAUGCACAUCUUACAAGUCCACCUGUUAAACAACUUGACGCCAUGUACAAGGAAGGAGCCCCGGAGUUUGUAGUUGAACAAGGCUUGUAUUACCCUACUGCCACCAAUUAUGGGUACAUCUGUACAGGAUUUGAAUCACCCAGCGAUUGGGAUGACCACCAUAGGAUUUUUGGUCUGGAUGGUCAAGAAGUUCAGUACACGGGUGCACAAACUGAAAGUUUGCCUUAUGUAUAUUAUACACCUAGCUAUGGAUAUGCACAGUCUCCAUAUAACCAAUACAACCCUUACAUUCCUGGUGCUAUGUUAGGAGUUGAUGGCCCAUUUGUAGGGACGCAACAGUAUUAUGCCAUCCCAUCUUAUGAAAACCCUUUGUCUUCGCCUUCUGGGUUCCCCAUGGUCAUCCAAUCUGGGCCAGAGAUGAUCUCAAGUAGUACAACUGAACCCUUCUUAGAUACUGGUGUAUUUACUGCACAUAGAACUGAUGGGCCAGGUCACAAUAAUCUGUCUCCAGCAUCUGCAACUUUACAGACUGCCCCAAAGCCUGCUUCAAAUCAGACACGCUCCUUGGCACCCCCUUGGCCAAAAGUAGCAAGUUUUUACAAUCAUGGUCUUUUAUUGCCUUUUGGCAUCAUUUUACCAAGUUUGUUUUCUAACUUUUGUGUUUACAGGGUAGGGGUGCUCAAGCUGUAGAUAACAUUUCACAUGGGAAGGCUUUGUCUCAUCGUAACCAACUAAAAAUGGCUCACUUCUAGUAAUGGCUUAUCUAAUUUUGGGUCAAGUGCUCAUGGAGGGGCUGCAGUGGAAAAGAUUCGAUCCAACUUCCACUAUGGUAGAGUAUCGAAUGAUGUGAAUGGAAGUCCAGAUGCAUUGACUGAACAAAAUCGAGGCCCUAGAACCAACAAAUCCAAGAAUCACUUGGCUGUGAAAGCCUACACAA
This is a messenger RNA of Camellia sinensis, 1297 nucleotides long. The record is from RefSeq and is a predicted model, not a curated record. Lineage: Eukaryota; Viridiplantae; Streptophyta; Magnoliopsida; Ericales; Theaceae.